AUGGAAGGCGACGCGGCGGCGGCGGCGGCCGCCGUAUCCAAGGUGCUCUCCGACGACGAUCUCCUCGCCGAGAUCCUCCUCCGCGCCGGCUUCCCCACCACCCUCGUCCGCGCUGCCGCCGUCUGCAGGCGAUGGCUCCACCACGCCUCCGACAAGGCCUUCCUCCGCCGUUUCCGUAAGCUCAACCCGCCUCGCAUCCUCGGGUUCUACACCCAAAUAUUUCAAGGGGAUCCACGCUUCGUGCCUAUGCUUCCUCAGCCCCCCGAGCUGGCCGCCGCCGUCCGAAUCGUCAAGGGCUACAGCUUCGGCGCACCCAAUGAUGGGGACUCAUUGGUCAGUCACGAAGUAUUGGUCCACGACUGCCGGAACGGCAGCGUCUCCACCGCACUGCGCAGCACAAGGGACCACGCAAUGAGAUUUGAAGAAUUGUUGGGAUUCACUGUUGGAAUGCACAGCCCCCUUUGCCCCGAGAAAGCCAUGGCCAUCGACCCACCACUCUCACCCCACCACCAGCACCCCCAGUACCGCGGCCUGGGUCCAGCAGACUUUCUAAUCCUCUCCAGAGAAGAAAAGGACGGCAGUUUAUCUUACUUUUUUGUGCUUCUGGAGAACCCGACGAGCUUGGAUACAACAUCUGAAACAAAUUUUACGGUGCACGUGUUUAUGUUGAAAGAUGGAGCCUGGUGCAUGCUUGCCUCGGCCACGACACAGAUCGAUGAUUGGCGGGAGGACAUACGAGCUGUGCUGGUUGACAAUAGAAUCUACAUCAUGGCCACCUACAUAGAGAUUACCGUCUUGGAUCUGACGACCUCAAGUUUUUCCACAGUUAAACUCCCACCAGGACUGAGCGACUCCAUGAUAUCACGGGCUGAUGAUGCUUCCAGUGUGUAUCUAGUCGGGAUGAAAGAACAUCAACUUGGCAUAUGGCUCCACAAGGGGGACAGCUGGUCGAUUGUGGGUACCAUUUGUUUGCUUGAGAUGUGUGCAAAUCUAAUGAUGUCAGACUGCAGUAUUAAGGAUGUGGUUAUUUCUCCUCUCUGGAUAAUCCAUGUGGGGGACAACGCUGAGUUUGUGAUCUUGCAAAUGGGUCGGUCUGUGUUCUAUCUUGAUACAAGGGGCAGGACACUCCGUACAUUGUAUGAGACGCCAGAAGAUGAACUAUACCAGGUGGAUUUUAGUAUCCAACCUUUUAUGAUGAUCUGGCCUCCCACAUUCCCUGCGCUGAAGUGUGAUCCUACCAGAAAUGCCAUGUGAAGAUGGAAGGUAUUAGGGAGCUCUUGGAUGGUAUCUAGCUACGGCGGUGAGACGAGGGUGGCAUCAUGGAAGAGCAAUAGUAGUGAUCUGCAUUUUCUCAAGUACCUGAUAGGCUGAUAGCAGUUCGAACUGCCCUUAUUAUAACCUGCAAUUAAUUUAGGAAUUAGAGUGCGAUGUUAGGUAUCCUGUGGUAUGUUCACUGUUUUCAACCGAUUCUUCGUUUGCGGUUGAGAAGAGAAGACCUGUAUGUUGAAUAGUUAUCUCUACUCGUGUUACUGCUAUCGUGUCGCGGUCUUA
Molecule: messenger RNA, 1551 nt
Organism: Lolium rigidum
Lineage: Eukaryota; Viridiplantae; Streptophyta; Magnoliopsida; Poales; Poaceae
Exons: 2
Coding region: 1-1254 (417 amino acids)
Molecular function (GO): protein binding
Source: RefSeq, a predicted model, not a curated record